AAUUGUUUCUCUCUCAGUUUCUUUCUCUCUCUCUCCAGUUUUUUCGUCCUUGAAUUGAAAGUCCUUCAUUUUCUCUCUGAUUUCGAGAGUAAAUCUCACUUUUGUUCUCUUUCAUUGGUCAACUUCCUCUGUGGAAUAUAUUAUUUAUCUCUCACUCACUCGGUCUCUCUCAGUUUCGUUUCCUCUGAUCAUCAUCUUCAUCAUCAUCCUGUUUGUUUUGUUCCUGGUUCACAAUUGUCAUUAACAAUCUCCCUCUGUUGCUCUCUCUCACACACACUCUCUCUCUCUCUCAUUCUUUCAAUCACUUGAUUAUAUCAAUUGUGUUGAUAGUUAGACAAUCAAAACAAUUAGGCUAAUAUAAUUGAAUUCUUUUUCUCUUUUUGUGUUUGAAUCAAUUUAAGUUCUCUAUAUAUUUACUAAGUGUCAACAAUGUCAACUUCGGAUGCCAUCAAGCAUAAGCAAAUCUCGGUUCGUGGUAUAGCCGAGGUGGAAGAUGUUACAGCAAUAAAGAAGUCAUUUAAUCGUCACCUUCAUUAUACUCUGGUAAAGGAUAGAAAUGUAGCCACCAAUCGAGAUUAUUACCAUGCAAUCGCUCACACAGCCAAAGAUCAUCUUGUCUCUCGAUGGAUACGAACCCAACAAAGAUAUUAUUCUGAAGAUCCAAAGAGAAUCUAUUAUCUAUCAUUAGAAUAUUACAUUGGACGAUCAUUGACCAAUACGAUGUUGAAUCUUGGAAUUCAGGGUAGUUGUGAUGAGGCUCUUUAUCAAAUGGGCUUGGAAAUUGAGGAACUUGAAGAGCAAGAAUUAGAUGCUGGUCUUGGAAAUGGUGGUUUAGGUCGUUUGGCUGCUUGUUUCCUCGAUUCAAUGGCAACUUUAGGAAUUGCUGGUUAUGGUUAUGGUCUAAGGUAUGACUAUGGUAUUUUCAAUCAACGUAUUCAAAAUGGUGAACAAGUUGAAGAGCCUGAUGAUUGGUUGCGAUUUGGUAAUCCAUGGGAAAAAGAUCGACCUGAAACAACCAUACCUGUUAACUUUUAUGGUCGAGUUAUCCAAGAGGAUGGAAGAUCUAAAUGGGUUGACACUCAAAUCGUAUUUGCCACACCUCAUGAUUAUCCUGUUCCAGGAUAUAAAAAUAAUGUUGUCAACACAAUGAGACUUUGGUCGGCUCGAUCACCAAUCAAUUUUAAGCUUAAAUUUUUCAAUGACGGUGAUUAUAUUCAAGCGGUUCUUGAUCGUAAUCUGGCUGAAAAUAUUACCCGAGUUCUUUAUCCAAAUGAUAAUAAUUUUGGAGGUAAAGAAUUACGUCUUAAACAGGAAUAUUUCAUGGUUGCUGCAACUCUUCAUGACAUCAUCCGUCGUUAUAAGAAUGCUCGUAAAAUGAAAAAUGAGACUCAUCUUGGUUACGAUUUAUUCCCGGACAAGGUUGCAAUUCAAUUAAAUGAUACUCAUCCUGCUCUCGUGAUUCCUGAAUUAAUGAGGAUUCUGGUUGAUAUUGAAGGUAUGCCUUGGGAUGAUGCCUGGGCGAUUGUGGUGAAAACUUGUUGCUAUACAAAUCACACCGUUUUACCUGAAGCAUUGGAACGAUGGCCGGUUACCCUAUUUGAAACUUUACUCCCUCGACAUUUACAGAUCAUCUAUGAGAUUAAUUCUAAACACUUGGAAGGUGUUUCCGCUAAAUGGCCCAAUGACCUUGCUAAAAUGGGUCGAAUGUCAUUGGUUGAAGAAUGGCCUUACAAGCAGAUUAACAUGGCCAAUUUAGCGGUUAUUGGUUCACACUCGAUUAAUGGUGUUGCCCGGAUUCAUUCAGAGAUUAUCAAGAGAGAUGUUUUCAAUGAUUUCUAUCAGAUGACACCCGAAAAGUUUAACAAUAAAACUAAUGGUAUUACUCCAAGACGUUGGUUAUUGAUGUGUAAUCCUAGUUUGGCGGAUCUGAUUGCUGAUCAUAUUGGUCAAGAUUGGAUUACCGAUUUAUAUCAAUUGAAAGAAUUAAGGAAAUUUGUUUCGGAUCAAAAGUUUAUCCGAUCUGUACAAAGGGUUAAACAGGAGAAUAAGAUGAAACUUGCCAAUCUAUUGGAAAAUGAAUAUGGAAUUGAAAUUAAUUCUGGUUCAUUGUUUGAUAUUCAAGUUAAACGUAUCCACGAGUAUAAGAGACAAUUACUUAAUGCUCUUCACAUUGCCACUCUUUACAAUCGAAUCCGAGCCGAUCCUGAGGCUGAUAUUGUUCCCCGAACAAUUAUGAUCGGUGGUAAAGCCGCACCCGGUUACCAUAUGGCUAAACAGAUAAUUAAAUUAAUCAAUGGAAUAGGAAAUGUUGUUAACAACGAUCCAAUUGUUGGUGAUAAAUUGAAAGUUAUUUUCCUAGCUAAUUAUAGAGUCUCUUCAGCUGAGAAAAUUAUACCCGCUGCUGAUUUGUCUGAACAAAUAUCAACUGCUGGUACUGAAGCUUCUGGAACUGGUAAUAUGAAAUUCAUGGCUAACGGAGCAUUGACCAUUGGUACUCUUGAUGGAGCUAAUGUUGAAAUGGCUGAGGAAAUGGGCCAUGAAAAUAUCUUCAUCUUUGGUAUGACCGAUGCUGAAGUCGAAGCCCUGAAAGUCAAAGGUUACAACGCUCAUGAUUAUUAUGAAUCUAUACCUGAGCUGAAAACUGUGAUAGAUCAAAUUGACAAUGGUUUCUAUUCAAGAGGCGAUGCCUCCGUUUUUAAAGAUGUCGUCAACGUUUUAAUGAAUCAUGAUAGGUUUUUCGUUUUCGCUGAUUAUAAAGCUUAUAUCGAUGCUCAAGAUAAAGUAUCUCAAACUUAUCAGGAUCAAGAAAAAUGGACUCAAAUGGCCAUUAUCAAUAUCGCUUCUGUUGGUAAAUUUUCAUCUGAUCGAGCGAUAUCUGAGUACGCUACUGAACUUUGGGGAGUGACUCCUACUCGACAAAAGUUUCCCGAACCCUAUGAGUCCGUUGAAAAUAACGGUGUUGUCGCUGCCAAAGUCCCACCGACUGAAUCAAAGGCUCCCAGCGUUAUUAAAGCAGCGGCGGCCAAUCUCGCUGCCAGUGGUGGUACUGGCGAUGGAAAGAAAAUUGUUUCAGCAAAGAAAUGAUGAAAUAAGAUUUAAUUGUUUACUCAUUGAUUUGUUUUCUCUCUUUUUCUUUUCCAAGUUAAUCAAUAUUUCAUCUUUACCAUUUUAAUCAUAAUCCUAAAUCUAAAACAUAAACCCAAUUAUGAAAGUAAAGGUCUUUCAACUCGAGGAAAAUGAUACAACAGAUAUUUAAAUGAAUUCAAUCAAAAUCAACAAAAUUUAGAUACAAUUUAUUGUUGUAUUUUUAAAUUAAAUUGUUUGCAAUGUUGAUUUUUUGUUGCCAAAAUGUUUACAGAGUUUGAACCUGAUUUUUUCUCAUAUAAUUAAUAUAACAAUUCCCUUCCCACCUUGAUGUAAAUUUUUGUCUUUGAGCUUUGAGAUUUGUUUCCUAAUUCAUAAUCUACAAAAAUAAAUCAAAUGAAUCUAAUUACAAUUAACCGAAAA
Molecule: messenger RNA, 3507 nt
Organism: Panonychus citri (citrus red mite)
Lineage: Eukaryota; Metazoa; Arthropoda; Arachnida; Trombidiformes; Tetranychidae
Product: glycogen phosphorylase-like
Exons: 3
Coding region: 430-3084 (884 amino acids)
Biological process (GO): glycogen catabolic process
Cellular component (GO): cytoplasm
Molecular function (GO): glycogen phosphorylase activity; pyridoxal phosphate binding
Source: RefSeq, a predicted model, not a curated record